This is a messenger RNA of Dipodomys ordii (Ord's kangaroo rat), 706 nucleotides long. RefSeq names its product THAP domain containing 4 (gene Thap4). NCBI's taxonomy places the organism in Eukaryota, Metazoa, Chordata, Mammalia, Rodentia, Heteromyidae. Bases 83 to 580 code for a protein of 165 amino acids. The record is from RefSeq and is a predicted model, not a curated record. The transcript is spliced from 5 exons.
GUGCAAACAUUUCCCGUCAUGGCAGAAAACGACCUUGAGGAACCGUGACCGUGUGUCUUCCUGGAGUUCAGACAGCGUAGGGAUGGAGCCUCUCCAGAUGAGCCCCGUGGUGGAGCCGCUGUCGUGGAUGCUGGGCACCUGGCUGUCCGACCCUCCGGGAGCCGGGACCUUCCCGACGCUGCAGCCUUUUCAGUACCUGGAGGAGGCGCACAUCUCCCAUGUAGGCCAGCCCAUGCUCAACUUCUCGUUCAAUUCCUUCCACCCGGACACCCGCAAACCGAUGCACAGAGAGUGUGGCUUCAUCCGCCUCAAGCCCGACAGCAACAAGGUGGCCUUUGUCAGCGCUCAGAAUACAGGCAUCGUCGAGGUGGAGGAGGGUGAGGUCAACGGGCAGGAGCUGUGCAUCGCAUCCCACUCCAUCUCCAGGAUCUCCUUUGCCAAGGGGCCCCACGUAGAGCAGAUUACUCGAAAAUUCAGACUGAAUUCUGAAGGCAAGCUUGAACAAACAGUCUCCAUGGCAACCACCACACAGCCCAUGAGUCAGCAUCUCCACGUCACCUACAGGAAGGUGACCCCGUGACCCUGUGAGUGCACGCCCGGAGGGCCUGGCUCCGUCCACCGGGGCCUGCUGUGGAGGCGCCGGGGCCGUGUUGUCCAGGUGUUGCUUUGAUGCCACAGAAAACCAAAUAAAAGGCCUUUAUUUUUA